UGCUCCGCUCACGCCCGCUGCCUUCAGCAGAGCUGCAGAGACCCCAGGAGGAGGCAGCCGCACUGGGUGCAUCGAGAAGACCCUCAGUGGUGGCCAUGGCUGGCGAGGACCCCAUGCUGAGCACCAGUCACCCGUUCUAUGACGUGGCCAGGCAUGGCAUCCUGCAGAUGGCAGGCGACGACUCCUAUGGGAGGCGCGUGGUCACCUUCAGCUGCUGCAGGAUGCCGCCCUCACAUGAACUCAACCACCAGCGCCUGUUGGAGUACCUGAAGUUCACGCUGGACCAGUACGUGGAGCACGACUACACCAUCAUCUACUUCCACCACGGCCUCAACAGCCGCAACAAGCCGUCCCUGAGCUGGCUACAGAGCGCCUACAAGGAGUUUGACAGGAAGUACAGGAAGAACCUGAAGGCCCUGUACGUGGUGCACCCCACCAGCUUCAUCAAGGUCCUGUGGAACCUCUUCCGGCCGCUCAUCAGCCACAAGUUUGGGAAAAAGGUCACCUACUUCAGCUACCUGAGCGAGCUCCGGGAACACCUCCAGUACGAGUAUGACCAGCUGCCCAUCCCCCCGGAGGUGCUGCGGCAUGAUGAGAAGCUCCGCAGCCUGCACGAGGGGCGGCCGCAGCCUUCUGCCAAGACGCCACCCCCACGGCCGCCCCUGCCCACGCAGCAGUUCGGCGUCAGCCUGCAAUAUCUCAGAGAGAAAAAUCAGGGCGAGCUCAUCCCUCCGGUGCUGCGGCUCACGGUGACGUACCUGCGAGAGAAAGGGCUGCACACCGAGGGCCUGUUCCGGAGGUCGGCCAGCGCCCAGACUGUCCGCCAGGUGCAGCGGCUCCUGGACCAGGGGAAGCCCGUGAACUUUGACGACUACGGGGACAUCCACGUCCCGGCCGUAAUCCUGAAGACCUUCCUGCGAGAGCUGCCCCAGCCGCUGCUCACCUUCGAGGCCUACGAGCGGAUCGUGGACAUCACCAGUGUGGAGAGCAGUUUGCGCGUCACCCACUGCCGCCAGAUCCUGCAGAGCCUCCCUGAGCACAACUCCGCCGUCCUCCGCUACCUCAUGGCCUUCCUGCACACGGUGUCCCAGCAGAGCAUUCUCAACAAGAUGAACAGCUCUAACCUGGCCUGUGUCUUCGGGCUGAACCUGAUCUGGCCCUCCCAGGGCGCGUCCUCGCUGAACGCCCUGGUGCCCCUGAACCUGUUCACGGAGCUGCUGAUUGAGUACUACGAGAAGAUCUUCAGUUCCCUCGAGGCCCCCGGGGAGCACAGCCCAGGCAGAGCGGACACAGGCGGACAGGGUAGCCACCUCGUCAGAGGAUGUGGGGGCACAGAUCCACCGAAGCCCUCGCCGGGCCUGUCCGGCCUCCGUGUCCCCUGAUGGCAGCCAGGAGCCACCUCUCGCACUGGAAAUGUCCCAUGGAAGUCGAUGCACCUGUGUCCUCACUGUGGGUUUUGCAAACUUGUUAUCUGUUAUAAAAUAAGCAGCAUCAAAUGAACUCAGAAUCUUCCAGCAGAAAUUUCCGGCUU
Messenger RNA from Fukomys damarensis (Damara mole-rat), 1531 nucleotides. RefSeq names its product Rho GTPase activating protein 8 (gene Arhgap8). Gene Ontology annotation, biological process: negative regulation of endocytic recycling; small GTPase-mediated signal transduction. NCBI's taxonomy places the organism in Eukaryota, Metazoa, Chordata, Mammalia, Rodentia, Bathyergidae. The record is from RefSeq and is a predicted model, not a curated record. Gene Ontology annotation, molecular function: GTPase activator activity. The transcript is spliced from 11 exons. The coding region runs from base 96 to 1382 and encodes 428 amino acids. Gene Ontology annotation, cellular component: cytoplasm.